Fulvia fulva is the source of this 1215-nucleotide messenger RNA. RefSeq lists its product as uncharacterized. NCBI's taxonomy places the organism in Eukaryota, Fungi, Ascomycota, Dothideomycetes, Mycosphaerellales, Mycosphaerellaceae. Gene Ontology annotation, cellular component: membrane. The record is from RefSeq and is a predicted model, not a curated record. Gene Ontology annotation, molecular function: transmembrane transporter activity. Gene Ontology annotation, biological process: transmembrane transport. The transcript is spliced from 2 exons. The coding region runs from base 1 to 1215 and encodes 404 amino acids.
AUGACAGGUAGCGACUACUCGUGGGUUGCUUCCGCACUCAACAUUGGCUGGCUGCUCGCUGCAUAUCCGUGGAACCUGGCACUGCAGAGGUAUCCCAUUGGAAGGCUCAUCGGCUGCAUGCUCUUUGUUUGGGGCAGUGUAUGCAUGCUGCAAGCGGCUGUGUUCGACUUUGGUGGCUUCUUCACUGUGCGAUUCUUCCUGGGUGGCCUGGAGGCAUGUAUCAGCCCGGCCUUCAUUUUGCUCACCGCUAUGUUCGGGGAGAAAGAGGAACAGUCCAUGAGGUCUAGCUUUCGGUUGGCUUGUAACGGCUUCUCGUCGAUCAUCGGUGCGCUGUUGGCUUACGGAUCUGGCAACGUGAUGGGUCUGAUCGUACCGAAUUGGAAGCUCAUCUACCUGAUUAUCAUUAUCUUCCUACCUGAUGGACCACAUAAUGCUCGCAUGCUCAACGACUAUGAGAAAGUUGUCGCUGUCUGGCGCAUCUCACGUUAUCGCAUCGGUCUGAAAGCAAACGAGUUCAAACGAUACCAAGUCGUCGAAGCCUUCCUGGAUCCGAAGGUCUGGGUGGUCUGGCUCAUGGGCGCAGCAGUCGGCAUAUUGAAUGGCGGCGUUGCAAACUUCACCUCAGCUCUGAUCAAGGGCUUUGGCUGCGAUGCACUGCGUGCAAGUCUGAUGCAAACGCCUGGAGGCGCCUUUGAGAUCGUUGGUUGUAUCUUGCUCGGGUAUCUCUCCAGCUUCGAAGGCUGGCUCAUGCCAAGUAUCUUGCUGAGCUGUCUUCCAGGCAUGGCUGGACUCAUUGGCUUUCUCACCAUCAGCAUCGAACACAGACUGGCACUGACUGCCAUGGCAUGGAUCCAAAACAUCCUCGGCGCACCCUUGAUCUUGUGUUGGUCACUACCUGGAGUCCAUAUAGCAGGCCAUACCAAGAGAGCAACCGUGAUGGGCGUAUUCUUCGUCACGUACUGUGCGGGCAACAUUGGUGGACCCCGUCUGUUCCUCGACUCUGAAGUGCCACGCUAUCCGACUGCGAUCAAAGGUCUGCUUGGUGCAUAUGCGGCCUUGAUUGUGUUCACUAUAUUGUACUGGGCGCUCUGUUGGACCACGAACAGACAACGAGAUCGACAUAGAGAGCGAGGAGCAGACUUCCUGGCUGAGGGCAUGGAAGGGUUCGAAGAUUUGACCGAUCGAGAGAACCAUCACUUCAGGUACAAAUUGUAA